AUGAAUAUGUACUGGUCAGAUUGGGUUUCGUACAAUCUGCCGGCUUCCGUGGAAGCCCAAGAUCUCCAGGCACUCCAUAUUCGGAUUCUUGAACCCGACAUUCCCAAAGAGGAGUCCACAUCGUUCGACCCUGAUUCUAAAUAG
This is a messenger RNA of Fusarium venenatum, 144 nucleotides long. Lineage: Eukaryota; Fungi; Ascomycota; Sordariomycetes; Hypocreales; Nectriaceae. The record is from RefSeq and is a predicted model, not a curated record.